AUGGCGAGCGCGAGCGAGGUCCGUCAGAGGGGCUCCGGCCCCGGGCGCGACCUGAACGCCGCGAGGGUCGCGUACGACGCCCUCGACGUCGACCUGAGCAGGGUAGCGCACGACGCGAAGAAAGCGCACGGCUCCGCGGAGGCGCACGCGGGCGCGAGCGGGAAGUACGUCAAGUCGUUAGUCUUCGGCGGUCUGGACGGGAUCAUCACGACGUUCGCGGUCGUCGCCGCGUCCGUGGGAGGGUCGCUCGGGAGCGACGUCAUCCUCUUGAUGGGGUUCGCGAACCUCGUCGCGGACGGGCUCUCCAUGGGAUUCGGAGACUACCUCUCGUCCAAGGCGGAGUUCGAGUACACCCGCGCGGAGCACAAGCGCGAGAAGUGGGAACUCGACAACUACCCCGAGGGCGAGAAACGGGAGAUGGUCGAGCUGUACGUCGCGCGCGGGAUGACGGAAGCGGACGCGGAGAACGUGAUCGACGUCAUGGCGAAGUACCCAAACUUUUUCCUGGACGUCAUGAUGGUCGAGGAGUUGGGGUUGAUGCCCCCCGACGACGGCGAAUCGCCGGCGAAGAACGGCUUGGUCACGUUUCUCGCGUUCGUCUGCUUCGGGUUCGUCCCGCUGACGUCGUACGUCCUCGCGGGGGUCACUGGCGCGAGCGCGGACGCGAACUUCAUCGCCGCGUGCGUUCUCACCGCGCUGAUGAUGCUCGCGCUCGGCGCCGCGAAGGCGAAGUUCACAAACCAGAGCACGACGCGGUCGGCGGCGUUGAUGUUGUUAAACGGGUCCAUCGCGGCGACGGCGGCGUACCUCGUGUCCUGGGGGAUCUCCAGCGCGCUGUGACGACGCGCCGCGUGAUUGUGUCGCUCGGCCGCCGCUAGCUCGCUAUUCUAUAUAUUCCUAUUCAUAUU
Molecule: messenger RNA, 908 nt
Organism: Micromonas pusilla CCMP1545
Lineage: Eukaryota; Viridiplantae; Chlorophyta; Mamiellophyceae; Mamiellales; Mamiellaceae
Product: vacuolar iron transporter family
Exons: 2
Coding region: 1-840 (279 amino acids)
Biological process (GO): intracellular manganese ion homeostasis
Cellular component (GO): membrane
Molecular function (GO): iron ion transmembrane transporter activity; manganese ion transmembrane transporter activity
Source: RefSeq, a predicted model, not a curated record